UGGUCUGUAAAAAAGUGUAUUUAAUAUGUGGUCAUGAUAUAUCUGAGUAUAUUUAAUGUAUAAAUAUAUGUCUCUGUAUUUGUAUUUUCAGGUAAGAGACAGAAAACCUCUUUAUAUUUUCAUAGAUACGUUAGGACAUAUGUCAGAGUUUACUCUGGAGCUUUUAGUUGCUGAUGGGCUCUGGCAUAUCCUGUCCUUAUUGAGCUGUGGGCAUAACACUUCUCUAUCUGUGGAUGACAAAAUGGUCUUGAACAUUACCAAACAAAACAUGGACUUCAGACUUAUUAGUUUGGAAAAGAUCAUUCUUGGUGCAGCUCCAAAUAGACAAACAAAGCUCAAACAGUCAGGCUUUAAUGGAUGUGUGGAAUAUUUAAACAUCAGCGGCUAUACUCUGCCAUUCAGUGGUCACAGUUUAAUGGUGGAGGUCUGGCCGAGUUCGACUCUUCCCCAGUCCAGCUGCAGCUCUCCAGGUGUCUGCCUCUCCUCACCAUGCUCUGAAGAAAACACCUUUAUGAGAACAUGUCUUUCAGAGUGUCAAAACCGGGUGAUGUGCAGACCUCCAGCACAGGACAGAUACUGCAUCUGUCUGCAAAAUGUCUCAGAUCAUUUUUGUGAUAUCUGCAUUUCAACUGCCCAUGAAAAGUGCUCAGAGAUGGAGCACAAAAGACCUUUAUGGGUUAUAGCUGUGGUUCUCCCUUUGAUCACCAUCCUGGUUGUAUGUAUGAUUGUGCUUCUGUGCAGAUUUAGACAGCGAAAUUCGAAGUCUAAAAAUGAGAACGUCCCACACAAAAUGGUGCAAGGAACUGAAAAUGCUAAUUUUUGUUUUGAUGACAACCAAGUGCUCAAAGCUACUCUUUCAACCUCAAAAGAGAAACCUCAUGAACAAAUGAAUGUAUUUCAGCCAAAUGAGAAGUUUAAUAGUGAUGCUUUUCUUUCACAUGCACAGCUGAUGCCUCCUAGUGAGCUGGAAUAUUAUGAAAUCGGAAGCAUUUGUAGUGCAUUUAAUUCUGACAACAACUCACCAAAACUCAGCUGGCACAAGAAUUUAUACAGUACAAAACGCCUUAAAAAUGAUUCAAGCCAGCUGGGGGAUCUAAGGAUGCUAUUAGGUAAAUUUAAGAAUGACUUCCUUGGUAAACAGAAAUGUCCUCCAAACCCUCAAAAUGCUGCCACAAUACACAAACAGUCAUUGUAUAAGCUUGACACAGAGCAGCAGCGGCAGAAAACUCCCUGUUACACAAAAGAAUUCCCACAACAAGAGCUCCUGGAGCCAACACAACCACUCAGUUUUGAAGAAAUUAGCAAAUUGAAUGGUCCUCUUGAGCCAACAUUUUCACAUCAAGCAUUUUUAAAGUCUGGACCCAUAGAAUCCAUUAUGACAACAGAGACCUCAUCUGAAUGUGAAACAGACAGCACGUUUACUUGUUCUGAGUCUGACUAUGACCAGUUUUUCAUGAUCACUGGCAAGAAAUAUAGGCAUGAGCAGCCAUUCCGAUCAGUGUGCAACAUAAGGCAGGAUGGUGCCCUUACUAAUAAGUCAUUAUUUGAACUAACAUCCUCCUCCACUUUGCAACAAGACAGUUCUAAGAACGAUCACUUUGCUAUGUUUAAACUGUGGGAAAAAAAUGUAAAUGUGCCCCUGACGUUUGACAUCUAUGCUGCAGUGUUUGAGGAUAUUGCAGGUAUGCCCAUGGAGUUGAGUCAUUGCUGUGAUAUGCAAAGUGAUGAUGAGGAAAUUAUUUGAAAGAUCAUAGCAGAUGUGACGUAGUUUAAUGUGAACAGCUAAUGACAUCUGAUUCACUACUUGCAUAAAGUAGUUCUCUAAUGUGUUUUAAAACUCUAGAAUAAUAAUAAUAAUUGCAGGGUGUGUGGGGGGGUUGCAUCCAUGUUCGGAUGUGGAGAUUGUGUGGUGACAGUGGAACUUAGCUGGUUGGAGGUUCUCCCUGGGCUAGUGUUAUAUUGGUAGUGAUGUUGUGUGUUUGCGGGUGCAACUGCCAGGGACUGCUUUUUGGCUGAGCUGAUUCCAUCUUGGUGUGGAGUUGGAGGGUCCCGUCUAGGUAUGGGGCUCAGUGGUCUCUGCUGUGUUGCGCUUGUGCGAGGUGACAUUGCGCAGGUGUAUGCCUUGCCAUCAUGUUUUUCUGUCUGGUUUGGUCUCUUGGGCUGCCUCCUUUUCUGAUAAUCUUAUGCCUCCCAUUAAACCUUGGGCCUAUGAUUUGUUUUUCUUUUAAACAUACAUACCAAAAUUCUGACCCACACUCCCCACCAGUAAUGAGCCAAAUAGAUUUGCCAAUCUGCCAAUAAACCCAAGAAGAAGAAGAACAAUCAAAGCUGCCAUUAGCCAGUGUUGCCAAAUUGGGCAGGUUUCCACUCAAUUGGGCUUCUUUUGAACAUGCUGGCUGGAAACAAUAGCUUUGGGCGGGUUGCUAAAAUUUGGGCUGCUUUUCACAACGUUUAGCGGGUUUUUGGAAAAAUAUUCUACAGAAACUUCUGUCAAAAUAGUUGCCACUGUGUGAAUGAAAAGUAAAAUAUUUAUACAUUUCUUUAAAAUGUUGUGUCUUUGCAUUCAUACCAUUUGUUCAUUUAUUUUGAAAUGUAGGGAAUCUGUUAGACGUUACAUCAUCAAUCACUGAUUAAUCAAGUGUCACUGUGAAAUGGUGUAUAAAUACAAAAAUAUACAGAAAGGAAUAGGAGGCUGAUCCAUAGCUAAAAUUGUGCAUUGCCCCUGCCCAAGAAGAUGACUCCAAAGCUCAUUGCAAGUAUUGUAAUACAGAAAUCCGAGCAAAAUUUUAUGAUUUGAAAGAACAUAGCACCACAAAAUAACCCUGGAACAUAAAUGCUCUCGUUGUGUUUGUGCAAUUCCGGUUCAGAUUCCGAGUCCUUGUUUCAGUCUCGGUUUCUGACAAUUCUCAACUCCAGUUCUGUUUGGCAGAGGGGUUAGAGGGGUCUGCAUGGUUUGUGUGAGCAGGCUGACCAGAGAUGUUUACGGGAUGGAAAGUUCUCGGCUACUUGGUGGGCUCUGUGGGCAUUUUGCCUUUGGUGGGCUUCGGUGUAGGUUUUCUUGUGGGGCAGCUUCUGGCUGGUGUAUGGGUGUCUGGCAUAUGCUCUUAGACAUCCGGGUGCCGGCUGAUGUUCGGCGCAGGUGCCUGGGCCGGUUUCCCCCACCGUUUAAAAUGCACUCAACAACAACACGCAUCAACACCACAUUUGAGCGGGCAGAGGUGAGCUGUUUCCCAUCUGUUGUUGGAGGUUCGGAAAGAGGAGGGGGCCUUCUGGUCGAAGUCUGACCUGUGGUUGGGUGUCAGGUCUCGGGGGAAGAUUGGUGCAGAGGCUGGCGUUUUGGUUCUCUCUGGAUCCUUUUGUUUAGCAUUUCAAUUCCUGGUUUUAGUGCCCAGCCCACUGGCUGGGGAGAUGAAAGUAGCUCCCUCUUUAAUUGAGUCUUCAUUUGCGCAGACAGGUUGCUUGAGCAGUGUUGUAUGAUAAUAAGUGAUAUUAUUGGGUCAUCAUUGGGAUAUUUCAUAACAGUUGUAGAAAUGCUGUAGCAGAGGCACAUGCAUGUGGUGUGCAUGAGAUGUAAGAGUUAUGGCUCUCAUGUUGCUGAAUCUCCAAUGGAGUGA
Molecule: messenger RNA, 3614 nt
Organism: Girardinichthys multiradiatus
Lineage: Eukaryota; Metazoa; Chordata; Actinopteri; Cyprinodontiformes; Goodeidae
Product: protocadherin Fat 4-like
Exons: 2
Coding region: 56-1744 (562 amino acids)
Source: RefSeq, a predicted model, not a curated record